Molecule: messenger RNA, 228 nt
Organism: Podospora bellae-mahoneyi
Lineage: Eukaryota; Fungi; Ascomycota; Sordariomycetes; Sordariales; Podosporaceae
Exons: 2
Coding region: 1-228 (75 amino acids)
Source: RefSeq, a predicted model, not a curated record
AUGGCCAUUGUUGGAAGUCCGACGCAGCUAGGAACAACAGACGAGGAAACGUGGGAGGCGUGUCAAACAACGUGCAGCGUGGCUGCUGCCAAUUCAGCUUUCAUCAAAGAAAGCAACUUGAACCAUGAAAAUGAACGUGGGUUUGCCAAGAUGAAGUCGGUGCACCCCAAAGCAAGGGCCAUCGGCCUUAAUCCAACCGCGCCGUACGAGGUCCGACGUGGUGAGUGA